Phodopus roborovskii (desert hamster) is the source of this 1164-nucleotide messenger RNA. It is a transcript of the gene Tpgs1, whose product is annotated as tubulin polyglutamylase complex subunit 1. Bases 52 to 963 code for a protein of 303 amino acids. The record is from RefSeq and is a predicted model, not a curated record. Gene Ontology annotation, molecular function: microtubule binding. Lineage: Eukaryota; Metazoa; Chordata; Mammalia; Rodentia; Cricetidae. The transcript is spliced from 2 exons. Gene Ontology annotation, biological process: protein polyglutamylation.
CCCUUAACAAAAAUGGCCGUCCAAGGAAAGUGCCUUGUCGCGCCGUGAAUUAUGGCAGUGCUUCCGGUCCCGCUGCCCUCAGCAAAGAUGGCGGCAGUGGAGAAGCGGCGGCUGACAGUAGCACCAGCGGCCACUUUCGCGGACAGCAGCCGGACAUCGGUGUCCCAGGCGGCAGCGGCAGCCGAGAGCGAGGAGGACUUCCUACGGCAGGUCGGCGUGACGGAGAUGCUGCGCGCGGCCCUACUGAAAGUGCUGGAGACACGGCCCGAAGAGCCCAUCGCCUUCUUGGCGCACUACUUCGAGAACAUGGGCCUGCGCUCGCCAGCCAACGGCGGCGCUGGGGAGCCCCCAGGCCAGCUCCUCCUGCAGCAGCAGCGCCUGGGCCGCGCACUGUGGCACCUUCGCCUGGCUCACCACUCGCAGAGGACUGCCUUCAACAACAAUGUGAGUGUGGCCUAUGAGUGUCUGAGCGCCAGUGGCCGCAAGAAAAAGCCGGGGCUGGAUGGGCGCACAUACAGUGAGCUGCUGAAGCGCGUGUGCAGGGAUGGCGGGGCACCGGAGGAGGUGGUGGCGCCACUUCUACGCAAGAUCCAGUGCCGGGACCACGAGGCUGUGCCGCUGGGCAUCUUCCGGGCAGGCAUGCUGUCGUGUUUCGUGCUGCUGGAGUUCGUGGCACGGGCCGGUGCCCUCUUCCAGCUGCUGGAGGACCCAGGCCUGGCGGUAGCUGAUCGGCGCGUGGGCCAGGCUGUGCUGGACACGCUCGAGGGUGCGCUAGGCACCGGAGACCUGGCGGCGGCUCCCACACACUACCUAGAGGCCGGUUCCCGCUUGGGCCCCGACAGCCUGGCACGUGCCCUGGACCGGGCAGCGACUGGACGGCGGCCCAGCGCCCCCAUGGCCCGCGAAGAGUUCCUGGAGAAGGCUGCAGCCCUCUUCAUCGCCAAGGUCAAACCGGUAGGCUGAGCCCACGACGCUGGCACGCCCAGUCACCUGGGAAGGUUCUGACAGGACUUGGGACCUGCAAACCAGUGUCCUGGCACCCUGCACGGGGCCCACACCCAAGGAAGCCCCGCGUGGACCCUGCAGGACCAGAACCCGCAGCUCAGUCCCCUCUGUACUGGCCUGCCAUCCCUACUCAAAGAAAUAAAAGUUGAAAAGACCUGA